This is a messenger RNA of Hyla sarda, 2507 nucleotides long. It is a transcript of the gene LTBR, whose product is annotated as lymphotoxin beta receptor. Bases 441 to 1226 code for a protein of 261 amino acids. The record is from RefSeq and is a predicted model, not a curated record. Gene Ontology annotation, molecular function: protein binding. The transcript is spliced from 8 exons. NCBI's taxonomy places the organism in Eukaryota, Metazoa, Chordata, Amphibia, Anura, Hylidae.
AGUUUUGCAACAUCUGGUGGUCCAAAGUUUGGAGACCAUGGUUCUACAGCAUAUAUUUCUGGCUAUCUCUGACAUUGGACACCACAGUAGGCUUCUCCUUCUAGGACUGCCUAUAGUGGUAUACACUGUCUCAGCCCUCCUUAUGACUCACAAUCCAGGCUGUCACACACUUUACUGGAAUAACAGGAAGGUGGAGAUCGAAAGUAAAACAUUGAGGCUUAAUGGGAGACGGCAGGAGUUCCUGGGGACCCUGCUGAAGGAAAAUUGAGACCAUCACAGAUGAGAACAUUGAGACUAUCACAGGAUUCCUUAAAGUGAGACCCAUCUGGAAAGACCUGACUGGCAGCCCGUCUGGAUUCUUAGGGGGUGGGGGAGCGAGGCGAGAAAAAUCCACAACUUGUACAAUAUAUACGAAUAUGUGACCAUUCCAAUCUGGGAUCAUGGAGCUACGAGAGUCCUCCCGCCUCAUAGUACUGUGCCUGGGCAUUGUAUUGUGGAAUAUCCCACAGGUUGUCGCUCGUAACCUGCUAGUCUCCUGUAAUGAAACUCAGUAUGUAAAUGAAGAACUCAACACCUGCUGCUCCCGCUGUCCGCCAGGUUAUUUUCGGAAAGAGCACUGCACACUUGAAAAGGACACACUGUGCCUGCCAUGUCCUGCUAAGACCUAUGCGGCAAAAUGGAACUAUGCCCGUUCCUGCUUAACCUGCUAUCCUUGUAGUAAGAAAAACUCUUCAAAAGAGACAACUUUAGUAGAGAAAACACCAUGUUCUGCCAUCCAGGCCCCGGUCUGUGUCUGUCCAGAUGGGUAUUACUGCUCCCAGCAUGGAGCAUUUAAUAAUAGGUGUGAGCUCUGCAAACCUAACUUCACCUCAACAGAGAGUCCGCCAGAUGUAGAAAAGAUAUACGAGAUAUCUAUGAAGCCCUAUUGGAUCACCAUUGGUCUAGGUCUUUUCAUGGUGACUGCUGUGGUCAUCAUACUAUGUCUUAAACCAUCAGUGUUGAAGAGAUUUGGCCGCAUGAUAAAAAACAAGAACUGUUCAAUGUCAACUCCUCAGACUGAGACGCCUGCGACUGUAGACAUGGAGGUGGUCGGAGGCCAAGAACGUCCUCUUUUGAAAGAUAUCAAAAAGCCCAUGCAAGAGCAAGGAAAAGAUCUGAAUUUCCCUAUUCAAGAAACCAGCACUGACAUCGGGGAAUCCACUUUGUUACCCAAAAGAGGGGAGUGAUGUCCGACCUGCGAUCUGCCAAAUUCAUCAUACUCCAUAUAUCCCCCAUGGAUACGUUUGUAUACAGAAUUGGAUUAUGUGGUGCCUUGGAAUGGAAUAUAAUAUAUAUAUAUGCCCCCUCUUUCCACACGCCCAGUCAACAUGUGAUGGUCAUAACUUUGUAAAGUUAUGUCAUGGACUGUUCAAGCAACUGGAAAAGUGGCCCAUUUAGGUGGGAAAUCCACAGAUUGUAAUGGGGUAUGUUGGGUUCUUAGGAGGCCAUUUUCUAAGGUUUCACCCUCAGAAGACCUAGAACAUAAGCACUUUUAUUUGGAACCCUACUGUAUUUGGUGCAUACAAUUUAUUUUUUUGCGUGUGAAAUAUACCAAAAAAAUUGGACAACGAGGGGAUACUCCCAGACUCUGACUGGACAUUGCUAUUAGGAUCCACAGGUCCAGUCAGAUUUGUAAUAUUUCAUUUACAGACUGAGAAAAGUAGACAGGGAGUUGUGGACACUGAGCCGAUGUUGGAGGGGCUGAAGAUCUGGUUGCUGCUGGCCAUUCACUGGUGAAUACAGUUGUAUUCAGGGAUAUUGGGCUGCUACUGUACGUCUAUGGGUCUUACACCUAAAUUCUUACCUGUAGCAUGAAGAUAGUUUCGAAGACGUGAUGGGGCUCUGGGCACUUUAAUGUUAGGUGGCCCAGUACGGGAGAUGUUGCCCCGUACCCUUGCUGUCCUGUCAAGCAGCCUCCUUCAGUGUCCCCGGGGCCCCUUGCACCUGUUUCCCCCAUGUACAUAUUUUCUGCUGUGUAUUGUAUUAUACGAUGUGAUGUAUCUUUAAAAGUCAUGUCAUGUGAUUGUUACCCAGGAGGUAUCAGUGGCUCUUGCUUCUUGCUGAGGUCCAGUGCAGUCGUGCCUAGUGUGUGUGUCCAGAGUGUUGGAGGCCUCAAAGUGAAGUCCUGCAGCCACCAUCAGGUCAAGUAAGCUAAAGUCACAGCUUUAUUUUUCAAGUCGGUCCCUGUCAAGUCAGCGUGGUCUGCAUUCAAUUGUCCAGUCCUACUACAAGUCCCAGAAAGCUACCGUUGUCCGUAACUUGGCGUCAGAGUCUUUAUUGCCCCCGUGCCUAGCCCAGGAUCCAUCAGUAUAACUUCAGGUGGUUUUAGACUAAACCAUGACCUGGCGUCAUGAAUACAAGGGGUUAAUGCCAUCUGCCCCUAGGGUAACAACAUCUGCCCUUAUCAGACCCCGCUACCACAAAUGUAUACAUAGAAAUACUCAACAUCAUUGGGUCUCACCUCAAUA